Messenger RNA from Calypte anna (Anna's hummingbird), 4891 nucleotides. It is a transcript of the gene TMX4, whose product is annotated as thioredoxin related transmembrane protein 4. The transcript has 9 exons. Lineage: Eukaryota; Metazoa; Chordata; Aves; Apodiformes; Trochilidae. The record is from RefSeq and is a predicted model, not a curated record. The coding region runs from base 63 to 1082 and encodes 339 amino acids.
UAGGCCCCGCCCCCGCGGCGGCCGCUGGCGCCCUCACUUCCUGGGGCCGGGGAGGGUGGAAUAUGGCGGCGGGAGGCCGGGGCGGGCGGUGGCUGCCGUCGCCGCCGCUGCUUCUCUGUCCCGUGUCUGCUCUGCUCCUUGCAGCAGGUCCGGGCCUCGCCGCCUCCUUUUCCUCCUUGGCGGGCAGCCCCGGCGCGUCGCGGAACCGGGUGCAAGUGCUGGGCGGCUCUAACUGGAGCCUGGUGUUGCAGGGCCAGUGGAUGUUGGAGUUCUAUGCUCCUUGGUGUCCAGCUUGUCAACAAAUUGAACCGACGUGGGAGAGUUUUGCAAAGGAAAGUGAACAUCUAGAUAUCACUGUGGGAAAGGUGGAUGUCACUCAAGAACCAGGCUUGAGUGGUCGUUUCUUUGUCACAACUCUUCCUACAAUUUACCAUGCAAACAAUGGAGUAUUCCGCAGAUACCGAGGCUCCCGGACACUGGAAGAUCUUCAAGGUUAUGUUUUGGAGAGAAAAUGGGAACAUGUGGAGCCUGUAGCAGGAUGGAAGUCUCCAUCUUCUAUAAUGAUGCAUUGUAUGGCAGGCCUAUUUCACCUUUCUGGAUGGAUCAGGCAAAUUCAUAGCUACCUCACUGGCACUCUUGGAAUUCAUGUUUGGAUUUCUUACGCAAUCUUCAUCUUGGCUACCUUACUGAUUGGCCUGUUCCUGGGUUUGAUACUUGUUCUGAUUUCAGACUGCCUUUGCCCAUCCAAGUCAAGAUACGGAGCUGAAACUUCUGAAGAAGCAGUUACAAAGGAUAAUGUGGAGAAUGCAGCAUUAGAAGAACCGGAGGAGGCUGCAGAGCUUUCUGCAGAUGAUGCAGAAGAGAAUGCAGAUGAUACGGAAGAGACUGCAGAUGUAAAAGAUCUUUCAGAUGGAGAAGAUGCAGCAAAUUCAAGUGCUGAUGACUCAGAGGAGGAUUUAGCUCUUGAAAAAGACUCAGGGGAAGAAGAAAUGGAAGACUCAAGUGAACAACCUUUAGCUGAUACAGAGACUGAAAGCACAGUAAGGCAGCGUAAAAGUCAGGUGGCUGAUGAUAAACUAUAGUUGUUUCAGUGGUGUAUUUUGUACACUUGGACCAAAGAAAUAUCAGACCCUCUGUCUGAAGCUUACACUUGAUUUGUCAUUUGUGUUUACGCAGUAUCUCUGCUCUCUCAGCAGACUUCUUUUUCUUAAGCUAGUACUUGCUUACUGGGUUUGUUUUAUAAGUACAUAUGCUCUUUAUUGUAUAACUUUAGCCAUGACAAUCAAAAUAAGUCUGUCUUACCUGUUUGAAGUCUCCUGAAAAGGGAUGUAACUGAGGCUUAGUUCACCAGCUAUCAGCAGUCAUCUAUGCUUGCAUUACUUUGUAAGUGUUGACCUGAGCAAGACUUUAGCCCUUUACAGUCUCUUGUCAGGACUGACUUUUCUGUCUGAAUGUUGUUGGUUUUUUUAAAUGCUACAGAAGUACCAGAUAAGUGAUACAGUAGUGAAAGAAGGCACGUUACUAGUCUAUUAAAAAUGUUUUGCAUGAUGGUUUUUUUUAUCACUUUUGAUUGAAGCACCUUUCUCUUUCAUUUUAAUUAAUGUUUGUUUUCAAAAAUUAUCAAAUGUUAUGCUGUGUGCCCUCCAGAUUUUUCUGGUUUUGGUAAUAUGGAGACAUGCAGCACAGCUCAAGCUUUUCAGCUGGGAUUUUAGACCCAAGGAAUCUGAGUAAGAGAAAACCUCAGGCCAAGAGAGUGGUAGUUAAAUGUUAAAAUAUGCCUGAACUUUUAAAAGGUUUAAAGGAAAUUAUUUUUAUGAGGGGUGAUUUUUGCCAAAGUGUGACUUGUUUGUCUGGUUUUGUUUUGUUUGGUAGGAGGUUUUUCUUUGUUUUUUUCUUGGUUUGUUUUUGGUUUUAGCCACCACCUCUCCCCUUCAAGAGAUCGUAGCAAGAAGUAUUCAUUUUUCAGUCAGUAAGUUGUUAGUUUCUUGCCAAUACAAGCUUGUUAUAGGCAGUACAAAUCUGCCAUUCUCAACUCAAUACUUGUGGUAGAACUCAAACUACUUUAGUAAUAUUAAUCAAAAAGGCACUUGAGGCUUUACCUGUGAUCACUUUUCUACUUUUUGUCACUGUAAUCAGGAGCUUAGGAAAAGAGAGGGGCAUGGGUGGGUAGCAGGGAGAAGUUUUUGGUUUACUCCUUUUAUCAAGAUAAACAUGGAUCUGUUGAACAGUGUCAAGUUAGUGGCUUGCCAGGUAGACCAUACUAGGUGUUGUUACAAGAGUCAUUAAACACAGCAGUAUUUUCUUCCUUCGACUUGGUCAAUAUUUAAGGCACUUUCCUAUUUUAUGGAAUAUCUACAGUGAGAUCCUGUAUGUUCCUGUUUUGUUGAUGUGUGAUCGUGUGCAUAAGAUGGGGUCUUAAUCUUGAUUUUAGAUAUAUAUAUAUAUAUAUUGCAUUAACCUUGCUAAUGUGUAUGAAUUUCAUAUUCUUCUUUGAGAAUAAUCAGAGAUGAAAUCAUCUCUCAUUAGAAGAGACAAGUUGCAAGUGCAAAAUGCUGGUUUCCUUUGAGACUGAGAUUAAUAUGGCAUAUUUGUGUUUAAAGUUAUUUUGUUAUGUUUUUUUUUUUUAAUGCUCAUAAAGAGCAUAUUUACCAAGAAGCUUAACUUUUCCUGUCUGUGUCCUGUUACAUAUUGUAUAUUGGAACUUGGCAUUUGUCUGCUGCAGCUGUGCAAAGUACAAAAUUACACUGCCUGUAUUCCAUAUGAGUUUUCUUAAGGAGCUUUCUCAACCUGGAGCUUGAAUUUCAUACAGUGGACACAUGUAAAUACUGCUUUCACUUGUGUGAAAACAUACAGCUGAUAAUAUAUAUAUACAUUGCACUAUAAUGAGAACAGUUUGUCUUGUGUUACCUGGGCAAUAUCCCAUGUAAUUGAGCAAUUUUAGAAGCUUACAGCAGAACUCAGCAACUGAGGUACAUAGAAGCAUUUUUUUAUAUUUUUCUUAAAAAAACCCUCAAACUCCACUCCAAACUCAACUUAAGCUGCUUCUUAUAAAAAGAAACUUGUAGCUGCUAUAGUCUGGAGGGAACAACUGUGCACCUAAAAGCUCAGAGUACAGAUUUGUUGUUUCCAUGAUGUAUUUGCUUUUUUCAUUAUCUGUGCAUCAGGAGCUCAUAAAAGUUUAAAAGAAGACUUUAACCAAGCAAGAGUCAGUGUGUAUAUUAUCCCCUCAGUCAUGGAUCCAAAACUACCAGACACCGAAAAUUAUGUGGGACCGUAUCCAGCAGAAGCUGAGGGCAAUGAUGACUUUGGUUGUGUACCAAAGAGGAUGUUUGAUGCUGCACAGGGUCUUGGGAUACUCUGUGUGUAGGAGGGAGCAUGUCAAUAUUAAAUUUUCUUUACUUUUGUAAUAUGGAACCAGUCAUUAAAUGCUCUUCAGCUGUUUAAAGAGAUUUUAGCUGUAAAAGAUACAGAAGGUCCCUAUGCCUCGAAGGGGCUUUGUGUAUUUUUUCAAGUAUGAAGUGCUAAAUAGUGAAGUGCACCUCUUUUCAGUGCUAAAGAUGAGCUAUUUGGGCUUUUUGAAUAUCUGGACAAAUAAGGUGUUCCCACAGUGUUAGAUUUCAUUACAAUGUCUUUGAAUUUAAAAGCCAAACAAAACACAAACCACGAAAGUCACCUUGUCCUACAAGACAGGGUUUAUGAGACACUGUGAGAAAUAUCAGAAGCUCCUUUGUGUGGUGAUUCUUUGAAGUCUCUGCUUUUGUCUGGUUUUGCAUGUCACUGUUAAGUUCGAAGAUGUUAGGUAUUUUUCCAUCAUAUUAGAUCUAACUAAGACCACGUAUGGGAUUAAGGGGGAUUAAGUAAACAGGCAGAAAAGUGACAGCAAUUAGUCUCUUCCUAGGUCUGUUUUGUGAAUCUGGAAAUGAGCUAAAUUAGGCUUCUACAGUUUCUUGAAUGUAAUUUGUAUGCCAUUGCUCCUGUGUUUUCAUUAAUAAAGUAGGGAAUAUUAAUGCUGACUUGGGUUUGACUGUAUUUGACCUGUUGUAGAAUAUCUUGUUACAAAGAUCACUAAAUUCUAUUAAGACUUUAGAAAAGAUGAUAUGCAGCCAUCAAUAGCUUCAACUUGAUUGUAAAUUUGUAGGAAAAAUAUUUUGGCCUGGUACUAGAGAUACCUUUGAUUAAUGUUCAUCUGGUAAACAAGAAGUGGCAGAAACUGUAAGGACUAAAUUUUUGGUUAACAAAAAGACCAGUAGAUAUGCAGGAAGGUUAAUGUUAAUGUACCUUUCAGAAUAAUUUUUCUACUUUAACACAUUUUAAUUGAAUCAUGCAAGUAUAGUACCAGUUAGAUGAUAAUGAUAGUAUUAAACUUGAUGUAUUUAGAAAAAAAAAUUAGUAUCAACUUUUUGUGCAAUCUGAAUGUUCUGUCGCCACUUUUCUGUCAUGAAUAAUGUUAAAAAAUUGAACUUGUUCUUGCAACCUUGGUAUAGACAAAAUGUCUUUGGAGAGGCUGCUGCUAACACUGUUAAAAAUGUUUUGACAAAGGAUGGGGCUGUAAGGUUUGGAAACUAGAGCUGUAUGUCAAAAACUACUCAUUUUUUGAGGAGCAGUUUAAAUUCCAAAUGGGAUGCACGCCAUUCUGAAAACCAGUCCCUGAUAGAGCUGAGCAUGAAUGCUUAAAAGCAAGUCAUUAAAAAGAUCUGGUGGGUUUCUUAUUAAAUUGGCUAGAAAUACAUAUGCCCUGUCAAAACACCUGUGCUUGAGAUUUGUGUGAAACUUAUAUGCACAUCUUGGAAUAUUCUAUAUGUGCUGCAUCCCUGCAGGGUAGCACUUAUGUGGGAUUUCAUGAUGAAAAUGUUACACAGGUUUGUCUUUUAUAUAGAAGUGCUGCAAAUUU